Messenger RNA from Fimicolochytrium jonesii, 1110 nucleotides. RefSeq lists its product as uncharacterized. The record is from RefSeq and is a predicted model, not a curated record. The transcript has 4 exons. Lineage: Eukaryota; Fungi; Chytridiomycota; Chytridiomycetes; Spizellomycetales; Powellomycetaceae. Bases 1 to 1110 code for a protein of 369 amino acids. Gene Ontology annotation, molecular function: protein binding.
AUGAACGGUCGUUUGCGAGGACCUCGUCAAUUUGACUAUUUCGACCGCGCGUGUGUGACUCACCGUCUGCUUGUCACCCUCAUCCUCGAGCUUUCUCUGCUGUCGUCCUUGUCUUCCCCCACGAGCCUCAUUGAGUACUACGAUAGCCUGAGCAGCAUGGGAAGAAAAAGCAUUCUACGACCCGGACCAUACGUGCGGAAAGCUCGCAGCGGAGCUCGCUCCGAGAGCCUCAUCGCCGAAAGAUCCGGAAGCUCAAGUCUCGCUCAGCCUAUCGUCAUCGCCGAAGGAGCCGAAACCAAUAGUCUGUCUGAGCCUGCCGCUCUCAAACCUAUAACCGAAAGCUUCCCGACCACCGACACUCCCGACAGCAUGUCAGAAUCUUCACAACCGACCGGCUCAGAAGCCCAUAUGAUUGCCGAAGGCCCGCCGACCACCGAAACUCCCGCGACCAGCACGACGGCACCGUCUUCGGUUGAACCACCGAUCCGCUCAAAGCACUUCUACGAGAAUGCCACAGUUCAGCUCGUGGUCGAAGAUUGCGUCUAUGCCGUACACAAGUCUCUGCUCAAAAAGGCCUCGAAAUACUUUGUCACCAUCGUCGAAUCCAUCGAGCCGAUCCGGAUGGAUGAACUGAAGGCGCGGGAUUUCACGGCGUUCCUGAACGUCAUUUACGAGCCGCUAACCGACUUGUCGAUGGUUCCCGUGUCCCAACUGUUCGAGCUGUACGUUACAUCAGACUAUCUCCAAGCUGAUGCGAUCCGUGACUCGACCAGAAUGGUGCUUGAGGCACGCGGCAAGCACUGGGGCAACAUAGAAGACUUUAUGGCGGGCCUGAGCGAAACCCCUCUCAACGUUUCCUUCAACAAGCUUCGGUCACAGUGUAUCAAGUUCUUGAAAUCCGCCCUGGGGAAUGAUUGCGUGAAAGUCCUGUUAUACGCUGAAAUGUAUGGAUUUGACGAGGUGCUGUCGGAGGACUUGAAGGGCCUUUUGCCACGCAACGCAUACGCCGAUGUCAAUUUCCUCAGCUUGUCGUUGGAGCUACAGAACCGCAUAUUUUUCGAUAUGGUGGACGUUUCUUCUAAGUGUGACGAGAGCGCGGCACCAGAGUGA